This is a messenger RNA of Sparassis crispa, 156 nucleotides long. RefSeq lists its product as hypothetical. The record is from RefSeq and is a predicted model, not a curated record. The transcript has a single exon. Bases 1 to 156 code for a protein of 51 amino acids. NCBI's taxonomy places the organism in Eukaryota, Fungi, Basidiomycota, Agaricomycetes, Polyporales, Sparassidaceae.
AUGAUUACUUGUGCUGAUGAAUGCGAGCAGCCUGACCUUCCUCUGCGUCUGCGCAAGAACAUACCACUCACGAAGUACGAUUACAGCACUUUCUACACUCCCGAGGACCCGAAGGGGUACAUUGACUACCCGUUCGCGGACACUGCGACGCUGUAG